CUCACGCCGCGGAGAACUACAACUCCUAGCAGCCUCGCGGAGAGCGAGGCGAGGGGGCUCGGGUCACGUGGGCGCCGGGCCUGGGCGGGCUAGUGCUCAGUGCGGCGGCGGCGGCGGCUGUGGCGGCGGCGGCGGCUCGGGGGACCGGGGCCUUUUGUUUGGAGCGGCUGCGGGGGGCCACGGAGCGGAGAGGCCCGCGGCCUUCCCCAGCUCGCUGGGUCCCGGCCGCCCCUUGCGGGGUUGCGGGGCCGCCCCGUGGGCCGCCCGUCGCCUCAGGCUCCGCCGCCCCGCCCUAGGCCCGCCCCGCCCGGCCUGAGGGGAGGAACCGGCCGGGCCUCGCCGCGCGGCCCAGCCAGCUCCGGAGUAUUCUUCGCUGCUCUUCGCUGAGCUCUACACCCAAGGCUACCCUCCUCGCGCCUUAGGCCGACGCCAUGAAGAUCAAGGAUGCCAAAAAACCCUCUUUCCCAUGGUUUGGCAUGGACAUUGGGGGAACUCUGGUAAAGCUCUCAUAUUUUGAACCUAUCGAUAUCACAGCAGAGGAAGAACAAGAGGAAGUUGAGAGCUUAAAAAGCAUUCGGAAAUAUUUGACUUCUAACGUAGCAUAUGGAUCAACUGGCAUUCGGGAUGUACACCUUGAACUGAAGGACUUAACGCUUUUUGGACGAAGAGGGAACUUGCACUUUAUCAGAUUUCCAACCCAGGACCUGCCUACUUUUAUCCAAAUGGGAAGAGAUAAAAACUUCUCAACCUUACAAACGGUGCUGAGUGCUACAGGAGGCGGUGCUUACAAGUUUGAGAAAGAUUUUCGCACAAUUGGAAACCUCCACCUGCACAAACUGGAUGAACUUGACUGCCUUGUAAAGGGCUUGCUGUAUAUAGAUUCUGUCAGUUUCAAUGGGCAAGCAGAAUGCUAUUAUUUUGCUAAUGCCUCAGAACCUGAACGAUGCCAAAAGAUGCCUUUUAACCUGGAUGAUCCUUAUCCACUGCUGGUAGUGAAUAUUGGCUCAGGAGUCAGUAUUUUAGCAGUUCAUUCCAAAGACAACUAUAAAAGAGUGACUGGGACAAGCCUUGGAGGAGGUACAUUUCUUGGUUUAUGCAGCUUAUUGACUGGCUGUGAAAGUUUUGAAGAGGCUCUUGAAAUGGCAUCCAAAGGUGACAGCACCCAAGCUGAUAGGCUGGUCCGAGAUAUAUAUGGAGGAGAUUAUGAAAGAUUUGGUCUGCCAGGCUGGGCUGUGGCAUCCAGUUUUGGGAAUAUGAUUUAUAAGGAGAAGCGAGAAACUGUUAGUAAAGAGGAUCUGGCGAGAGCUACUUUAGUUACUAUCACCAAUAACAUUGGUUCUGUGGCACGAAUGUGUGCUGUUAAUGAGAAAAUAAACAGAGUUGUCUUCGUUGGAAACUUUCUACGUGUCAAUACUCUCUCUAUGAAACUUCUGGCAUAUGCUUUGGAUUACUGGUCAAAAGGUCAAUUGAAAGCAUUGUUUCUAGAACAUGAGGGAUACUUUGGAGCCGUUGGUGCACUUCUUGGACUGCCAAAUUUCAGCUAAAACGUCAGAGAACUUUAUGAAGAAAUGUCAUCCAGGAGGAACUGAUCCAGAGACUGUAUUCAUUAUUUGUCACUGGGAACCAAAGGAUAAAAGAGUAACACUAUUUGUGUUGAUUUUAAAUGUCAGAACGGUGGGUGAGCUCAUGAGCUUUGCUGCCUGGAAAGACCUCUGUAAUGGGAAGUAUUCCUCAUUGAUUGUCCCCUGUGUGUAUAUAUAGCCAGCGUUCUAUCUUAUAUGCAAUACAGCUUCUUGAUUGUUGAACUUUUCUCAAAAAAUGAUUUUCUAUUUAUUUGAUGUAGCCAGCAUUGUAGUACUGUAUGUUCAAACACAAAUCUUCAAAUCUCAGAAAUGUUUGCUUAUGCAAAAUAAUUAAUACUAAAUAUUUGUUGAGUCUGUUUUAUAUGUUUGGUUACUAGUGAAGAGGAAGUAACAUACUCUGUAUCAUAAUUUAUUGUACUGGCAAUCAAAGAUGAUCAUUUUCUGUGACUUUAGAAAUGUUAAGGCAAUAUUAAGUAUUAACUAUGGUAGUAGUUUUAUAACAUAUCCUCUUCAACAAAGCAUGUCUCUAUGACGUCUCCCCAUAAGUACAGUUUUCUCUCAGUUGAUGAGUUGAAAUACUGUAUUUAAACAUGAACCUGACUUUUUCUUUUGAAUCCCUGAAAUUUUUUGCACAUAUCUGGUGGCGUUAAGUUUUCUUUAUUUCACACAUCAAUCAGUAUAUGUGUUAAGAUGUUUACUGUUUUAAAAUGGGGUCAUAAUCACAUACUUUGGAAUCUGCCUAAGUCCUCGGACUAUUCAGAUAGAAUUUGGUUAGACUGAGUGACAUUCUGUUCUUUCCCAACUAUGUGUAUCUCAGACUCAGACAUACACAUUUCUUCCUUCUCAUUAAGACACAUAUGAAAGCUGAUUUUUAUCCUGCUAUAAACAGCAAAGGGCAGAAUCAGAUGUUGUCUAAAAGGGUAUUUUGAAACUGUGUGACUCUGAGGUAGUAUUGCUGAGUUACAAAUGGAUCAGUAUUUAUGACUUUUGGUCAUAAAAGCAUUGCAGAUCCAAAAUUUGUCUUUGCUUCUGCCUUGGAAUUCUUGUUUUUGAAUUCCUGAUUUUAUAAUGUUAAAUCUCUCAGAUUUUACAUUUGCAGUAACAUUUUAGAGGCCAGUAGUGUGUCAUAAAGUUGAAUCUGUAAGGGAAAUGGACCUGUAUUAAUUACCAAUAUUUCUGGAAAUAACCUUAAAGAGGUUAGAGAUUGUCUACACUUCAAAUAGUAUUUCAGUGUGGUUUCUGAGACCCUAGUGUUCUGUAGUAAGAAGUUUCCACCAGACUGUCAGGAGGUGCUUGAUAAGACAGAUCUCCAUGUAGUUUUCAGAUUUUUUGUGCAGGUAUUUAAAAUUCAGUUUUCUUCACCUAAAGAUAUGAACAUACAAAUAGUAUUUGGGGAGUGUUUGAAGAUAGUGUUUGCCCAGUAGACUGCUUGAAACUUUGAAAUCAGCCCACUCAGACAUUGAAGUCUACCAUGAUGUCUUUGUCAGUGUUUGCCAGAGCAGUGGCCAGUUCCAGCUAGAAUGCCACUGCUUCCUUUAUUAUAAAGGUUUUGACUCAAGUGUUUAUGCAGAUAAUAAAAUAAUUAAAUGAUAGAAA
This is a messenger RNA of Peromyscus leucopus (white-footed mouse), 3179 nucleotides long. RefSeq names its product pantothenate kinase 3 (gene Pank3). The transcript is spliced from 7 exons. Gene Ontology annotation, molecular function: pantothenate kinase activity; ATP binding. Gene Ontology annotation, cellular component: nucleus; cytosol. The record is from RefSeq and is a predicted model, not a curated record. Gene Ontology annotation, biological process: coenzyme A biosynthetic process. Bases 432 to 1544 code for a protein of 370 amino acids. NCBI's taxonomy places the organism in Eukaryota, Metazoa, Chordata, Mammalia, Rodentia, Cricetidae.